This is a messenger RNA of Sparassis crispa, 987 nucleotides long. RefSeq lists its product with no specific name. NCBI's taxonomy places the organism in Eukaryota, Fungi, Basidiomycota, Agaricomycetes, Polyporales, Sparassidaceae. Bases 1 to 987 code for a protein of 328 amino acids. The transcript has 5 exons. The record is from RefSeq and is a predicted model, not a curated record.
AUGACAGAAUCGUCGGGUUUCAAUACCUUUGGCUUCGUGGCUAGCAUACUGAGUGUUGCCGCCCUACUGGGUCCAGUAUUUGGUGUCAUCUACUUUUAUCUACCAUCCCGCCGACAGAAAUACCUAGAUGAACUCCUGUGCGAAACAGAAGGACUAUGGCGCACGGCCGUUGAAGAAGGUCUCUUUACCGGCUCACCCUUUAUGAAGAAAACUGAACAGACUUUGGCUCAUUAUCGCUCCCAAGCGAGCCAUCUACGCGUGCGAACAUAUUACGCGACAACUCUUUAUCGGCAGGUGAAAGGCACCGUGACUGGCCUUUCGCUGAAACUCGUUUAUUUGUGCAGAGAGGUCACCGAGCUCCGCGCCACAAUCACAACCACGACUACUGAGGAGCGUAAGAGGCUUCAGAAUGAAGGCCACUAUAACCCUUUGGGUUCGCAGAGCAUCGCACGCCCUGCAGGUAAGACUGCGAACCCUCGGAAUUCCUUCGACGAGGUUGCAUGUUCCUCGUCUGAGAGCGCGCCCCAUAUUGAUGGCACAGAUAACAAGGAUUGUCCUCACCGUCCUGGAUCUCUAGCUAUAGCACCGACGGAAGACGAGUCCUCAAGCUUAGCAAGCUUGGAUAGCGAAGAUUUCGAGUCGAGACACACUUCCUCUGCCACUGUAAAUGUCGAGGAAGUGCCCAUUCAGGUCGUAGAGAAGGAUUUGGGUGUCAUACGUCCAUCACUCUGUGCCGAGUCCAAUCAAGAAAAUGACGCGGCUCCGCAGCAGCACCUUCCCCCUACAGAUUCCACUCUCUACAAGAUCCUUGAUCGUGUCUAUCACGACCUGAGCGCCGAGGGCCAGAGCCACCCACUGCUCUCAGCAGCCGCACAAUAUACCCGCGCUCCUCACACUAUCGACCUUGAGUCUCUCCUUCAAGAAUACGAAGGCGAUGCGUCGAUGACACCGUCGGGAAGCCUAAAGGUGCAGACGGCCAGACUAUGA